Messenger RNA from Nerophis ophidion (straightnose pipefish), 1421 nucleotides. RefSeq names its product docking protein 2-like. Gene Ontology annotation, biological process: positive regulation of MAPK cascade; cell surface receptor protein tyrosine kinase signaling pathway. The transcript is spliced from 7 exons. Gene Ontology annotation, cellular component: cytoplasm. The coding region runs from base 72 to 1382 and encodes 436 amino acids. The record is from RefSeq and is a predicted model, not a curated record. Lineage: Eukaryota; Metazoa; Chordata; Actinopteri; Syngnathiformes; Syngnathidae.
ACGCCCGAAGACAGGAAGUGAGAGCGGUGAAGAUAGCAGAACAGGAAGUUGGGCGCCAAGCGAAGAGGAGAAUGGAAGAAGACGUGAAGAAAGAAGGACGUCUUUACCUGCAACACCAGCACACCUUUGGGAAGAAGAAGUGGAAGAGUGUGUGGUGUGUGUUGUUUGGAGAGAGUUGUCGGUCCAUCCCCAGACUAGAAGUGUGCGAGUGUAAAGAUGGCGGCGAGCGAGGAGGACGCCGACAUCAGGACCACAAGAAGGUGAUCAGACUGUCCGACUGUGUCCGAGUGGCGGAGGCGGAGGUGGAGGCGGAGGCGGCGCCCAAGGACACGGCCUGCUUCCUGUUGGAGACCACGCACAGGAACUUCCUGUUUGCCGCUCACGCACCACAGCUGUGGACCACUCUGCUGUGCCAGGCCGCCUUUCCUGUCAGCUGGGCGGGGCCUAUCAGCAGGGGGCGUGGCAGCCAGCAGAAAGUAGAAGAAGAAGGCAUGGAGGACAACAUUUUGUACAGCACACAAACAUUGAGGGACUUCCGUGUGUGUGUGAGGAGGACAGAGUCAUCCGAGCGAUGUCGCCUGAAGAAAGAAGGUGUCCUGCGAGCCAGCUCAGAGGUGCUCCACCUGCUGGACACUGCAGGUGUUGUCACCCUCAGCUGGCCUUACAGGUUCCUGCGCCGCUUCGGGCGGGACAAGAACACCUUCACCUUCGAGGCGGGCCGCAGGUGUGAGUCGGGCGAGGGCAGUUUUGAGUUCGACACCAAGGAGGGUAACUUCCUGUUCCAGGCGGUGGAGGCCGCCAUCAGUCAGCAGCGUGCCCGUCACGCCCGCAGAGGAGGGCCCGUCAACAUGGAACUUUGUGCUGCCCCCACCCUGCCACCUUUACCUGCUUCCUACCGUGAUGACCCACAAUCCUCUGCUGCUCAGGUGGACGUGGAUCUGCUCGGAGUUGACAAGUUGACCCUGGUCCCCAAGAAAAGGGUCCACGUGAUCUGCGGCUCCCCGCUGAACCCUGACCUCUGCUCCCCCGCGCCGUGGUCCCUGGAGCAGACGUACUCGCAGGUCACGUGGGACACCAGCACGCCGCACCUCCCCAAAGACGACCCGUUCCACGCCGUCUCCAAGAAGGACCCUCUGAGCGCCGAGCGUCCCCUGGACAGCGAGGUCCUGACCCCGGCCUACGAGGAGGAGGACCACGUUUACAACGAGCCGCAAAGCUGCCUGGGACCGCCCUCCGAGUACGACGACCCCGAGGAGCUGAAGGGAGACGCCUGGAGGACCAUGGCCACCGCCGUGGACCGGGACGGACCGAGCCGGAGGUCACUUCCUGUCGCCCGGCAGGAAGCAGAAGGGGAAGAAGUGAUGAGCAGAAUAAGAAAGUAGGGGGUGGAGCCAAAUAAAGCACUUUCUUUAUUAACCAAA